Glycine soja is the source of this 297-nucleotide messenger RNA. Its product is annotated as putative calcium-binding protein CML19. Lineage: Eukaryota; Viridiplantae; Streptophyta; Magnoliopsida; Fabales; Fabaceae. The transcript is spliced from 3 exons. Gene Ontology annotation, molecular function: calcium ion binding. The record is from RefSeq and is a predicted model, not a curated record. The coding region runs from base 1 to 297 and encodes 98 amino acids.
AUGGCAUAUAAGGCUAGGGAGUCCAGAUUGGAGAGGGAACUUAACUACAAUGAAGGAAUGGAUCAGUAUAACAUGGAAGCUGGGGGAAAGGAGCAGAAGUUGAAUGACUUGAAGGUAGCUUUUGACAUGUAUGACACUGAAAGUUGUGGGUUUAUAAACCCUAAGAGCUUGAAACAGAUGCUUAAGAAGAUGGGUGAGUCCAAAUCCACUGAUGAGUGCAAAUCUAUGAUCAAAAAGUUUGAUUUUAAAGGGGAUGGUGUCCUAAGCUUUAAAGAAUUCAGAAUUAUGAUGCAGUGA